AUGGAAAGACAAGUGGGCGCUGCUGUCCAAGCGGGCUCUGAGCCUGGGUCGGGGGUCCUGGGCCCUGGAGCCUCGCCCUGGCGCGGUCCUCCGGCCGCCAGGGGCGCUGUGGCCGAGCGGGGCGUCCUGGGGCCGCAGCCGGGCGGCGCGGGGCCGGAAGGGGCGGGGGGCGCGGGGCCGGGAGGGGCGAGGGGGCCCCGGGCGCGUCCCCGCGACGGUCGUUGCCCGGGUGCUGCUGGCCCGGCAGGCUGGAUCCGGCUCUCCGAGCUGCCUGGUGGCCGCCGCAGCUGGCGCCGGAGUCCCCGAAGGCCGCCCGGCUCCUCGCGGUGGGGACGCGCAGGCGGCGCCCCUCGGCCUCCCCGGGGCGGGGUGUUCCCGCGUCGCGCCCCGGGCCCUCAGGCCGGCCGCAGACGCCCUCACGGCGCGGCCUCCCCCGGGUGCGCCCCGCCAUGCAGCGGCGGCCCCGGCCCCGUCGGGAACACCGCAGGCCGGAACGCGCGCCGCCGACCCCCGCCCGCGCCCCGCCGGCCGCGCGGAGCAGCCCCAUCGCCGCGGCGUCUGGCCAUGCCGUCCAGCUCCGCGCGACCGCGACCCCCGGCGGCGGCGGCGGCCCAGCGCCCGCGGCCUGAGCGCGGGAUGCUCGAGACACAGCCCCCGAACUCGGACAGAGACCCGGGCCCGGGGUCCCCGCCCGCCGCCGGCCGUCGGGGCCCCGAGCAGAGCCCCGAGCUCCCUCGCAGCCUCCCGGCGGCCACGGCCACACCCGUCGCCCCACAGCCCCCGCCGGGGCCCAGGCUGGAGCGAGCCCGGUCCCUCGAUGACAGGGGCUGGAGGAGGCGGCGGCGGAUUCGAAGCGGCCACGAGGGUCUGGCAGCGCGGGAGGGGGCCAGUCCCUCCGGGGACUCGGUGCAGGAUGAGGACCCCAGUCUCGCCACCCAGGGCUGCACCGCGCCCUGCCUGAGCACCUCCUUGCCCGAGAUCCCCAAGUCCCGCAGGGCCCCGGUCAGCGAGGGAGGGAGCCGGUCCUCCUGGGGCCACUGUCUCCCUGGGACGGUGAGCGCCUCCCCGGACCUCCUGCGCAGGGACUCCGCCUCAGCCUCGGCGGGCAGCUCCCCGAGGCUGGCCAGCCUGCGUCCCCCUCGCCCGCCGCCCCCACUGAGCCUGAACGUGGCCUCCGAGGCCCUGAGGACGGCCAGCAAGGUGGACUCAGAUCACGCCGACUACAAGCACCGCAUGCAGACCAGGCUGGUGUGGGCCUGCGGCGGCCUGGGCCCUGGCUGGCCCCGCAGCCCCCCGGCUAGCGAUGCCGGGUCCCUGUGCUCCACCAAAUGCUCCAGUCUCCUGGCACCCAUCCACACCAAGGACAUCCGGAGCAGGAGCUACCUGGAGGGGAGCCUCCUGGCCAACAGGGCGCUGCUGGGGGCGGACGAGCUGGCCCAGUACUUCCCAAACAGGAGCGUGGCCCUCUUCGUGGCCACUUGGAACAUGCAGGGCCAGAAGGAGCUGCCACAAAGCCUGGAUGAGUUCCUGCUGCCCGCUGAGGCCGACUACGCCCAGGACCUGUAUGUCGUUGGGGUCCAGGAGGGCUGCUCCAACAGGCGGGAGUGGGAGACGCGUCUGCAGGAGACGCUGGGCCCCCACUACAUCCUACUGUCCUCGGCAGCCCAUGGGGUGCUCUACCUGUCCCUGUUCAUCCGCAGGGACCUCAUCUGGUUCUGCUCAGAGGUGGAGAGCUCUGCGGUGACCACACGCAUCGUGUCUCAGAUCAAGACCAAGGGGGCUGUGGGCCUCAGCUUCACCUUCUUUGGAACCUCCUUCCUCUUCAUCACGUCUCACUUCACCUCUGGAGACGGGAAGGUGGAGGAGCGGCUGCUGGACUACACCAGGACCGUGCAAGACCUGGCGCUGCCCAGGAACGUACCGGACACCAACCCCUACCACUCCAGCGCAGUGGAUGUCACCACCCGGUUUGACGAGGUGUUCUGGUUUGGAGACUUCAACUUCCGCCUGAGUGCCAGGCGCGAGGCUGUGGAGGCCAUCCUGCAGCAAGGCCCGGAGGCGGACGUGCCUGCGCUGCUGCGGCAGGACCAGCUGGCCCGGGAAAUGAAGAAAGGGUCUGUCUUCAAGGGCUUCCAAGAGCCGGACAUCCACUUCCUCCCGACGUACAAGUUUGACAUUGGGAAGGACACCUAUGACAGCACCUCCAAGCAGAGGACCCCCUCCUAUACGGACCGGGUCUUGUACAAAAGCCGUCACAAGGGUGACAUCUGUCCUCUGAAGUACUCUUCCUGCCCUGGGAUCAAGACCUCCGACCACCGCCCCGUGUACGGCCUGUUCCGGGUGCAAGUGAGGCCUGGGCGAGACAACAUUCCGCUAGCUGCCGGCAAGUUUGACCGAGAACUGUACUUAAUAGGAAUUAAAAGACGGAUCUCGAAAGAAACUCAGAGACAGCAAGUACUGAAGAAUCAGAUCUCCAGCGCUAUUUGUACCGUUUCUUGAAGUUGGCUGAGGGAAGACCUACCGACUGCGGCAGGGAGGUGCCUGACACGACGGGCCGUGUGCACUCAGGGGGCAGUAAGCCCCAGGAUCCUAAGGAACCCCUCCCCACCGGAGGGGCUGUCCUGCUUUCUCACCACGAAAGCCCGGGGAUGGCAGGGGGGCUGUGGCGGGACAGGAAGGAAGCUGCCUUCCUCGUCCCUGAGCAAGCCGCCCGCCCGUGACAUGUCCCCAUGGGCACUGGCAGAGGGAGCCUGGAUCCCACACAAAGCGUCACACCUGCACGGGCAUCUGUCAGGUUGGCCUUGAGCAGUGCCACGCUCUGGAGCAGCAGCAGGUCCCCACACUUCCUCUCUCUGCUGCCUUUGCUCAUGUCUCCACACCCAGAGCUGGCGUUUCCAGAUCCACACCCUCCUGGCAGCCCCUCCGGCACACAGAGGGUCCUUCCACACCACAGGAGUCUGGGGUCUCAGACCCCUCUGGGCAUGCCCCAGAGCCCGGCUCAGGUGGAGGCGCCGUCCAGAGGCUGAACUUCUGGGACGUGACGCAGCGGCCAGCACCCGUCUGGGGGGCUCGCUGCCCUUCCCCCUUCCUCCAUAGGCCAAGGCCUGUGUGUGGAAACAGGUCAUGGUUUUGGUGAUUUCGCAUCAGUUGCUUCUAGUAACGUCAGCCUCAGAACGACAUUAAUGGAAGUGGAGUGUUGUGGCCUGAGAAACCACUGCAGGCUGCGUGCGUCAACCCCUCGCCCACUGGGCCAGCGCCAGCGCCACCGCCGUGCUCCGGUCUCCUUCCGUCUGAUGGAGGCUUCAGAGCUCGUUAUUGUUCUUUGUACCUUAUCCCGUCUCUUAAAAAAAGAAACGUAGACUUUGAACGUGUAAAAGUCCAGCAACAUCCAAUCUCGUCUUUUAAAUUAUUUUUUCAUAUUUAUAUUUUUAAAUAAAUGCAUAUGUUGAAUCUUAAACUCUCUUUCUGGCCAGAGACUGGCUCUUGGAAAGAAACAACCUGUACGCAUACCCUGUUCCUAUUAAAAAGGUCCGUGAAA
This is a messenger RNA of Cynocephalus volans (Philippine flying lemur), 3538 nucleotides long. RefSeq names its product inositol polyphosphate-5-phosphatase E (gene INPP5E). Gene Ontology annotation, molecular function: phosphatidylinositol-4,5-bisphosphate 5-phosphatase activity; inositol-polyphosphate 5-phosphatase activity. Gene Ontology annotation, cellular component: nucleus; axoneme; Golgi apparatus. The record is from RefSeq and is a predicted model, not a curated record. Gene Ontology annotation, biological process: phosphatidylinositol dephosphorylation. The coding region runs from base 1 to 2499 and encodes 832 amino acids. The transcript is spliced from 11 exons. NCBI's taxonomy places the organism in Eukaryota, Metazoa, Chordata, Mammalia, Dermoptera, Cynocephalidae.